AAAUAUUAGCUCUGUGACAUAAGCAUAGAAGAGUGACCUCACGAACUAAAAAAGUACAUUAUUUCGACGGCUCAAAAUAAAACACGAUAGAAUAGCCCACCAUAAAAAUCUGGCCAUGAAUGGGAGAACGCCACUUGGAUUCAUUUUCCUGGACAACGUUGCUAUCAAAUCAGAAACAACCAAUCAUAUUCAACCACAAAUUAUGAAAAUAUUUGCUUCGAUUAAAAUAAUAUUAUUGUAUUCCAUUUUUCUGGAAAGCAACUUUGUAGCAGCGCGAUGUCGCUUGCUUUCGGGCGAUUGCUCUUGCUUUCGGGCGAUUGACAAAUUUUAUCACACUUGUGCUUUGUAUAAAUUUAACCUUCUAAGCUCUUAAGUUGGGUCAGUCAGCUUUACGAGCAUCGUUAAGCCGCUUUACUAUUCCGAUCAUAGUGACGAAUGGAUUCUGAUAUGUACUGCUUUGAUUUCUCUGAUGCUGAGAUAACACCCUCCACUGGCAACGUCCACGAGGAGAACCCAUCGAUGAAUCCGCUGUUUCGUAGCCAGGUGGCUGUGCCAGGAAUUGGAGAAAACAUGUAUGGUAUUGGGACUGGUAGCCAUGAACUGAAAUACGGAUUGGCAGAUCACCAACGACACCAACAGCAGACAGAAAUACCAAACCAAUGGAUGGUGAUUAUGAACAACAUGUCAGUGAAUAAUCAAGCAGCCCUAGAACAACCAGCUGGAAGUUCUCGAUCUUCAAAGGAUCCUAAAAAGUUGGCUAGACAACGUAGUGACCUGAAAUAUCGUGAAAAAAAGAAGCAAGAGACGAAAGACCUCAAGAGAAAGGUGGAUGUGCUGAUGGAAAGAAACGACCAUCUGGAGAAAGAAAAUGCCUACUUGAAGAAGGAGGGAGAUCGGAUGGAAAGGGCUUUGAAACAAGGCAAAAGAGAUGUUCACCAAUUGAAGGGCAAGCACGACGGUCUAUCUACUACUGUAACGGAGAUUUCCAGGGCACUGGCUGAGUCGAAAUAUAAUAUGGAGAUCCAACGUGAAAAUGAACUGCUCAAAUGUAAGAUUAAUUUGCUGGCUAAACAAAUGAAGAAUCCUGACAGGUUAGAUACAAUCAAGCUUCAGGCAAGAAUCGCACAACUAGAGGGUGAAAAUAGCGCACGCCAGCUAGUAAUCGAUGCUCUAUGCGCAAAGAUGAAAAAGGACACGGAUGAUGAACCAUAAAUGAGAAUGAUAAGGCUGCUGGUUGCAGACGUGGUGCCGUGGUGGAUUUGAAUGCAAAGGAGGUUAAUGAGAGCAUUUAAUAGCGCCUGGGAUUUUCUGCUUUGUUCUUUAAAUUGCGAAGACUUUAGCACUCAACUUAUAUGUAUUAGGAUUAUCAUAUUACUACUACUCUGCUAAAGAACAGAAUUUUAAAAAACCCUAUAAUUUAUAUGAACAAUAAAGUUUUUUUUUAAAGAAAUUAUGUUUUAGUUUUUUUUUUAAUUUUAUU
Messenger RNA from Populus euphratica (Euphrates poplar), 1480 nucleotides. RefSeq lists its product as uncharacterized. The record is from RefSeq and is a predicted model, not a curated record. Gene Ontology annotation, biological process: regulation of DNA-templated transcription. Lineage: Eukaryota; Viridiplantae; Streptophyta; Magnoliopsida; Malpighiales; Salicaceae. Gene Ontology annotation, molecular function: DNA-binding transcription factor activity. The transcript has 8 exons. Bases 436 to 1212 code for a protein of 258 amino acids.